UAGGGAAGGGAGCGAGAGCGAGGGAGGGCUUAACUGCGCGUUGUGUGACGGGAUGGUGGCGGAGUGGGAAUUAGCGUCUUAUCGGUAACGUUAGCACUUUUCUGUGCUUAGGAAAGGUGUUCGUCCCCUGUGCCUGUUUCGUUGUCCGGCCAUGAAUGCGGGUGCUGUUUGGUAAAAGGAAAUUAACCGACAACGCGUAUUUCUAGUUGCCUCCUGUCCCGUGUUCACUAUUUGGCUGGUUUGUUAAUUUCGUUGAUUUUUAUCGCUUUUGGAUAAAUAAUUGAAGACUAGCUAGCUAAUUGGUUAGAGUAAAGGGCUGUUGCAUUCGCCCGGAGAGAGGUGUAGAGCCGAGAGGAGAGGGAGCGGCAAGUGGGGGAAACGGGAGAGCGGCCGAUGAGUUCGGAGCAGGGUGGUCAGCCGCAGCAGCAGGAGGAGGCCGAAUUGGGACCGGACACCCAAGGGGAGGGGGAUAAAACACCCAAAACCGGCAGAGAACAAGGCGACAUGGUGACCUCGAAGGGAGCCGGCCUGAACCCCAACGCUAAGGUGUGGCAGGAGAUCUCCGCCCUGCCCAGCGACGCCCCUGUCCCGCUCUCCGAUUGGUCACCGCCCAGUCCCACUGGCACCACUGAGGGUCACCCCGAGGCCCCGCCCACUGAAUGUAGUAAAUCCUACAUCAUUGGUCUUGACAGUGCUGGGGAGAGCGGUCCCUCCGCGCACCCUGAAGGAAGCGUCAACGGCGUGGACUCUCCAGACUUGGCGUUCUCCCCCCACGAGCCAGCGACUAGGCCGGAUGGCGAAGGGGAAGGGGAGCCGGCGCAGGAUCGGCCUGUCUCUGCGGAGAACCUGCGCGAGUCUCUGAAGAAACAGCUGGAGUUCUGCUUCUCCAGGGAGAACCUCUCCAAGGACCUAUACCUGAUAUCUCAGAUGGACAGUGACCACUUUGUUCCCAUCUGGACCAUCGCCAGCAUGGAGGGUGUCAAGGCACUGACCACGGAUAUGGACCUGAUUCUGGAUGUGCUGAGAGCCUCUCCUAUGGUCCAGGUGGACGAGAAGGGGGAGAAAGUGCGACCGAACCACAAACGAUGCAUCAUCAUUUUGAGGGAGGUGCCCGAGACCACGCCCGUGGAGGAAGUCGAGGCCCUUUUUAAAAGCGACGAUUGUCCGAAGGUGCUAAGCGUGGAGUUCGCACACAACAACAAUUGGUACAUCACAUUCCAGUCGGACACCGACGCCCAACAGGCAUACCGGUAUUUAAGGGAAGAAGUGAAAACGUUUCAGGGAAAACCCAUCAUGGCUCGGAUAAAGGCCAUCAACACCUUCUUUGCUAAGAACGGUUACCGCAGCCUGGAGGGUGCUGCGUUCUCUCAGCAGACGCAGUCCCCGUCACAGUACAGCUCGCCCGUCUACAUGCAGCAGGUCUACAGCCCGCAGCAGCAGUACCCCCUCUACGGCAUCGUCCCCCCGACCUGGCCUUCCUCCCCAACGCCGUACUUCGAGACCCCCCUGGCGCCGUUCCCGAACAGCGGCUUUGUGAACGGCUUCGGCUCGUCCGGGGGCUACAAGAUCGGCGGCGGCUCCCUCGGCGUCGGCGGCCGGCCCUUUCCCCGCGCCCGUGUCCCGCUUUAUUCAAGAAAGAAUGUAAUAAAUGCCUUCAGGAACCACGUGAAGCCUCACCCGAGGCCCGGCGACGGGGCCCCUGCCUCGGGGACAGCCGUGCCCCUGCUGCCGGGGCUGGGAGGCCCGGUCCUGGGCCCGUCCGAACCCAGCCCCUCCUACCCUCCGAGAGACGGGCACCUCUCUCCCACCGAGGCCAACGGCGACGCCGGCGGGGCGGGGCGGGGCAGAAGAGGCUCAUAUCGAGGCAUGAGGAGGAGGAGAGAGGAGGAGCGGACUGCUAGGCCGCCGCCCCUCGCCGAGACCCAAGCCCCGCCCCCCAAGUUCGACCUGGCCUCCUCCAGCUUCCCGCCGCUGCCGGGCUGCGUGGCGAGCGCGCGGGGCGAGCCGGCGCUGGAGAACCGCCUCUCCGACGUGGUGCGCGGUCUGAGCCGCCCCAAGCCGGAAGUGAAGGAUUCUGCCUGCAGUUCCUCCGGCGCCCAGGAGGAGGCGCCGUGCGUCCCCAGCCCUUCCCAGCCGGUCUGCAAACCCGUUCCACCCGCUUCUGAUCUCCCCGCUGCCAGCAGUGUUUCCCAUCAUGACUCAAAGCUGGAAAAGCCUGAUGUCCAGAAAGCAACCAUACUUACACCGGGCCCUGCCCCUGGCCCCGCCCCCGUGUCCCCUCAGCCCAGCCAUGCCCAGUCAGGCCCCGCCCCUAAACCCUGGAGCUCCUCCUCCUCUGCUCCCAUAGUGCCCGCCCCCAGCUCCACACCUGGGCCGGAGCUGCGCAAGCUGAGUUAUGCGGAGGUGUGCCAGAGGCCCCCGUGCAGCCCCUCCCCCGCGGCCGUGCAGCCCCUCCGUGAGCUCCGCGCCAACAAGGCAGAGGACUCCGCCCCCGGCCCCACCCCCAACGGACCCUGCCACAGGCCCGACAUCCCCCCCGCGGACAGAUCCGGAGAGGGCCGGCCCUCCCGAGCGGGCGGGGCCCCCAGGGCGGGGCCCGCUGGCCUCAAGACCCGAGAGCAACAGAGACGCCCCCCCGUGGCAGGACACGGGUCCCCUCUGCGGGCCCCCCGGCGGGGCAGCAAGGAGCAGAACAUCCCGCCCAAAUCGCCAAAGUGAAAGCGGAGGAACUGAGUGCAGGGAAAUACGAAUAUUACACACAGAUAUAUGCAUAUAUACAGGAGGCCAGAGAGAGGGGUGGAGAGAGAGAGUGUGUGUGUGUGUGUGUGUGCGUGUGUGUGUGUGCGUGCGUGUUGUCAGGCGAGAGCUGCUGGAAGCAAG
This is a messenger RNA of Anguilla anguilla (European eel), 2880 nucleotides long. RefSeq names its product la-related protein 4-like. Bases 394 to 2718 code for a protein of 774 amino acids. Gene Ontology annotation, cellular component: cytosol; cytoplasmic stress granule. Gene Ontology annotation, biological process: positive regulation of translation. The record is from RefSeq and is a predicted model, not a curated record. Gene Ontology annotation, molecular function: mRNA 3'-UTR binding. Lineage: Eukaryota; Metazoa; Chordata; Actinopteri; Anguilliformes; Anguillidae. The transcript is spliced from 17 exons.